UCUGGAUUGAAAUAUACUGAACCGAUGCACUAAUAGCGAUGCUGUCUGCAGAGUUUAUACCCUGGAUAGAUGUAACCGUAUUCAGCCUUAUGUAGACUAGUAAACGACUUACCUGCAGAGAACCAAUCUGGCCAUUCAACACAGGGCGCAGUGUUGUCACAAUUUCAAGACACGUCGAAGAAAAAAUGACCCCCUUUCUGAAUAUCGUGUAAUUAAAACUCAAGUAGUUAAUGAGACCUCUUCACCUCUAGGUCGCCCCGGCAGGCGUUUGUGUCCAACUAAGUCCUUUUAAUUGCUGUUAUUAAAUAAAUCAAUUCCCUUUCCAUGGGACUUUUUGAUUGGCAUGUGAGAUUGCUGUGUUGGGUUCCGACCAUUGUUCGGGCAGAACUGCUGCAUCACAAAUGCAGAUCUCAAGAACAUAAUGCACAUUGGAUAACUAUUACUUCAAGUGCCGCGUGUUUUUGUUGGUAAAGACUAUAACUUCCUUUUUAAAAGCCAUUUCGUUAAUCGUGGAGGUUGUCAUGGUGAAAGGUGAGCGGGAUCAUGUGUAGGGGGGGAGCGGGAGAAGCUGGACCGCGGAUGGAGACGCUUCCCUUUAAAAACAGAACCUUUCGAUUACAGCUUUUUCUCCAGGACGACCACAGGGCCGAAGACCACAUUAUUUAGUGAGCGUGUAGUCGAUCCAUUCCUGCGAUCCUGCGUCUGUUUGGAAACGUAAUUUGGGACGACAACCCCCAAAACUUAAGACGCGUUCACCUGCAGAAGCGCGAGGAGCCCGCUGUGAUGUUGGACACGCCGGUGGAGGUCCUGGAUGAAGACUCGUGCUCGUCGUCCCUGCAGGCGAUGGCUUCCGCGCCUCUGCUGGGAAGAACUGUGUGUGCGAACUGCAACGAGGACAUCGUGGAUAAAUAUUUACUAAAGGUGAACGACCUGUGCUGGCAUGUGCGCUGCCUCUCCUGCAGCGUUUGCCAGACCUCGCUCGGCAGCCACGCCAGUUGUUACAUCAAAGAGAAAGAAGUGUUCUGUAAACUGGAUUACUUUAGAAGAUAUGGGACGUGGUGCGCCUGCUGCGGCCGCAACAUCCACUCCACCGACUGGGUGCGCCGGGCGAAGGGCAGCGUGUAUCACCUGGCCUGCUUCGCAUGCUUCUCCUGCAAGCGGCAGCUGUCCACCGGGGAGGAGUUCGCCCUGGUGGAGGAGAAGGUGCUGUGUCGCGUGCACUACGACUGCAUGCUGGACAACAUCAAGCGGGCCGCGGAGAAGGGGAACAGCGUUAACAUGGAGGGCGCAAUGCCCACGGAGCAGGAGCUGAACCAGCCCAAGCCGUCCAAGCGAGCCCGGACCAGCUUCACUGCGGACCAGCUGCAGGUGAUGCAGGCGCAGUUUGCCCAGGACAACAACCCAGACGCUCAGACGCUCCAGAAGCUGGCCGAACAGACGGGUCUCAGCAGGAGAGUCAUACAGGUGUGGUUCCAGAACUGCCGGGCGCGACACAAGAAGCACGUGAGCCCCACCCACACGUCCAGCACCCCCAUGACCUCCAUGACCUCCAUGAACUCCAUGACCUCCAUGACCUCCAUGGGCUCCAUGGGCUCCAUGGGCUCCAUGGGCUCCAUGACCCCCAUGGGCCACCUCUCCCAGCCCACGGUGACCCCUGAGGAGCUCCAGUUCUCAGGCUACGGUGGCCCUGAGGGGUCCAUGCUCUCUGCCCUGCACUCGUUCAUAGACGUGCACCCCCCUUCCUCCAUGUUGUUCCAACCACUGCUGCCAUCCCAUAAUAUGUCCUCGCUGCCAGUUUCCCAUGCCUGAAGAGCUUGGGCAUGCAAACACACAAAGACACUCACGUGCAUUUGUGCACACAUGCAUGCACGCACAAACGCACGCACAGAAAAGUGCACGGACGCACACACACACACCAAACACAUGCAUGCAUGCAAACAUUUGCACUUACACACAUACACACACACACAGACACACACACAGACACACGUAUACACACACACACACACACACACACACACACACACACACACACACACACACACACACACACACACACACACACACACACACACACACACACACACACACACACACACACACAUACACACACAUGCAUACAAGCACAAAGACAUUCUCAGUAUUGAUAGGAUUCUCAAGGUCGGGGUGAAAAAAUGUUGUUCAAUGACAAGGACUUGAAAAACAUUACAGCACAUUUCUAAAUAUUUUCUUCCCUGAGAUUGUUGUUCUUUUAUUUAUAUAUUUAUUUAUUUUCGAAAUCUUCAAUUCAAUUUUUGUCGAUGGCUUUCACUUACAAUCCUUAAAGUACUUUGUUUGUUGAAAUGAUCUCUAUGUACCUCAUAUGACUCUGACAUCAUAGAGAAACUUGUCUGUUUGUGUAAAUGUAUUGCAAACUGUUUGACAGUUAUAUUUUAAAUGAAUGCCGCCAAACCUCACCUGCCAUUUUGCGAGUCAACUCAUCAUGAAGAUGAAAUUGUAAUAUUAUUUGUUUGUAUGAUGUACUGUAAAUCAGUCUUUUAAUAUUGAUGGUUCAUUUAUUUAUUGUUUGUAUUUGAGGUGGCCAUUUUGGAAAUAAAUGUCUGCAUACAA
Messenger RNA from Gadus macrocephalus (Pacific cod), 2610 nucleotides. Its product is annotated as LIM/homeobox protein Lhx8. Gene Ontology annotation, molecular function: DNA-binding transcription factor activity, RNA polymerase II-specific; RNA polymerase II transcription regulatory region sequence-specific DNA binding. Gene Ontology annotation, cellular component: nucleus. The transcript is spliced from 8 exons. Lineage: Eukaryota; Metazoa; Chordata; Actinopteri; Gadiformes; Gadidae. The record is from RefSeq and is a predicted model, not a curated record. Gene Ontology annotation, biological process: neuron differentiation; forebrain neuron development; regulation of transcription by RNA polymerase II. The coding region runs from base 784 to 1809 and encodes 341 amino acids.